AGUUGAGUACAGUUCGUUGUCAGUAUUGUAUAUCCCUGGCAACACCUCUAAACUUCUAAACGUCAGUUUCCCAAAAUGUUAAAACUACUUGUAUGCGUUUAUUUCUUGUGCGUUGGCGGCGCCGUUUACGGCCAAGUGGUAGACGACAAGCAACCUUUAUUCGAGACAGUCGCCUACAAGUACAUCUACUUUUCCACCACCGUGCUGCUCAUGGCCAUCGUACGUCACGUAACUGAAGAAUACGACUUGCCCAUUCCAUACGCACUCUUCUCAAUAAUACUCGGCGUGGUGUGGGGAAUCUGGGCAAUGUAUGAUUUUUGGGCAUCAGGAAUGUCAGAAGCCGCCCAUAUAGCUGUGGAGUCCCUAGACGACGUUUUUCUACCGGUUAUAGUAUUCAAGAUUGCCUUCUGCAUCGACGUCCACGCAUUCUUCAAGUCUCUGACUCAGAUUCUGAUAAUCGCAGGACCAAUUGCCUUCUUGAGCGGCGUCAUGACUGGAAGCUUGAUGAAGGUGGCUGUCAGCCCGAAUGAUUGGACGAUGCUGGAUGGUUUCCUCUUCGGUGCGAUUAUGAUUCCCAUUUAUCCCCAGGACGUCCUGCGAUGCCUCAAGGAAUCCACCAUGCAGACCAAGCAUAUGAAAAUUCUCCUCGAAGGAGAAACAAUCGUUUCAGCUUGGGCAGCUAUCACAGUGUUCAUGUUUAUUUGUAGCUAUAUAAGCGGAUGGGUGGUUUGGUGGUACCAGUUUGUCCUACACCUCCUUCUACAGAUCGUUGUGGGUGUGCCCAUAAGCUACCUCUUUGGCAUCGCCGGCUCGUACUUGAUGAGGGUGGUGUACAACGACGCCGUAGGCAUCAUGCUGGUCACCGUAGCCAUGUGCUAUUGCUCUUACUUUUACGUUCACUGGAUCGCCAACGCCGGCGUCCUCGGGAACGCCAUCGUCGGAAUAUUGAUGGGUUCGAAGCGAGCCUCGUUGUCCCAAGAAAUAGACAGGACUGUCACCACUCUGUGGCAAACCAUCAACUGCAUCAUGUGCGGCAUGCUCUAUACAAACAUAGGAACCGUGACGGUAAUGAUCAUCAGUAAAGGUUUGAACGUCCAGGACUACAUGCUGAUCUUCGUGACGUACCUGAUUUCGAACAUAACGCGGUUCGUUAGUUUCUUCUUAUUCUCGUUCAUUUUGAGCCGGAUCGGGUAUGGGAUGACGUUUCAGAACAUGAUCGUUUGCGUGUGGGCGGGCCUGAAGAACCCCAUUUGCUUGUCCAUGGCGCUGAAUGUGUUCGAGUUCUUCGAGGACGAUGAGCGUAAAGGCCGAUUGGUCUACCUGUAUUGUGUGACCGUUUAUGCCCUGAUAUUGUUUAUCAACGGUAGUUGCGCGACAUUACUAAUCAAGACACUGGGACUCGCAGAGCUCUCAAAUUCGAGGCUGGUGAACAUGAACACCUGCAUGAAGUAUAUUUAUGAGGCAAGGAGCCGGACGGUCGCCAUCUUGAAAAUGGACCGAUUUCUCGCGGACGCUAACUGGCCGCUGGUGAUGAAGGCGACCGCUCUUAAACACCCGUACAAAAAGAUGAGCCAGGAUGUGAUAUUGAAAGGUCAAGAGGACAACAACGACUUGUUAGAUCAUAGGUACACUUUCUGUCCUGACUGUCAAAAUAAAGUACAGAAUGAACCCACCCCUAAAGAAUUUCGCGACAUGUUGAAGGAAGCUAAGCUGCGUCUCCUGAAGCUCAAGAAAACCGCGUAUUCUCGCUUUUUCGAAAACGGCAUGAUGUCGAAAUUCGGCAUCGGGAUCAUGCACCAAACCAUCGAAGUGGCGAUGGACAACGAAGAACUCAUCGUCGAGCUGGACGGUCUCUAUCGCCUUUUUACUAAAGAGGGCAUGUUCUACAGAGUGUUGACGAACAUCUUGCACCACUUCCUCAGAGUCAAAUACGUGAACCUGCGCCCCCCGCGGAUGUGGUGGCGCCGUCUGUGUUAUCGCCUCGUGAUCGUCCACCAAAACACUUUUUUAUGCAUAAUGCAAUCGUUGGUGUUUAUCCAUGCGUGCACAAUUAUUUUUAACAAAUUAUUCAUGACUGUAGAGGCGUUAUUAUCCAAGACGCUCUUCUACACCAUGCUGUACUUCACCGAGUUCAUGAUUAAGAUUUUCGCCUUGUCGUGGAUUCUUGUUUUCAAGCACGGCAUUGGGAACUACUUCAGAUCUUACUGGAACGUCCUCGAGUUUACGAUCCUGGUCUUCUGCAGCUUUUGCACCAUCGUUCAUAUUUUAACAGUGGCGAAAGCCAUUCCGAUGAUGAGCACGGUCAUCUUCGAGAUGACGCUCUUCGUCCUCCUCGUCAUACGGCUUCUUCGGACGUUCACUCUUCUCAAGUACUACGCCUGCUACCGGGCCUUUGCUCCCUCCGUGAUUCGGUACCUGGAAGAGCAGAUCGAUAGAUACAGAAUUUUGGCGUACGAGCUGGGUAUAAACUAUCUAGCCGGAGAAGAAGAGAUGCUAGAAAAUCUGCACCAGAUCAUCGACGAUGAAAAAAUCCGAGAAAUCGUCAAAGAGAAGAUAGACAGCGAUCGGCUCGCCCUCACUUACAAGUUGGGUACCUUCCAGAAUGAGUUUCCUCACGUGGCCACUACCGUCAAGACCAAGCUGGCCAUGCGGAUGGUGCUCAAUAGCAUGAAAGACGAUGUGCAUGAGCUGAAAGUGGCGGGCUGGGUGGACGACGUCGAGAACGCUAAACUUCUGAAUGCUUUAGGCGAGAGGUACACGUUCAUAGACUCCUUGAACAUCAUUCAGCCCGUUUCUACCAAACUCAUCUUUCGGGAAAUACCGUACAUGGUGGAGAACGAAGAGAUCGAGUUCUUAUACACGCAGUUGACUACGAGGAAGUUUGAGCAGCACGAAGUGGUGUACAAAGAAGGCGACAUAGCUGAGAACAUCUACAUUUUGAUUUCGGGGAUGCUCAAGGAGGAGUACGUUCCGGAAAAAGCCCCCUUGGAUAAACUGAGAGAAGUCGGGGCUUUGCCGGUUGUCGACUACGCGUUUUCCCUGACGUACGAAGAACCGAUCAUCGAGUACGUCGUACCGGGAAAUAGCAUCGGAGAGCUGUCUCUAUUGACAGGGAGGCCAUACAAUGCCGUCAUUAAAGCAGAGACAACAAGCAUGGUUUACGUUUUGAACAAAACCUCUCUAACUCGGGCGUUCGAGAUGAACCUCGACCCGGUCAAUGGGUCGGUAUUGCUCUCUUCACCUCGAGUCUCUCUCUACGCCUUUUUCAGGCUGGAGUGUCGCAUAUGGAAAUCUAUUAGCUUCAAGAAGGCCCUCACCGUGAUGAUGAACAGCCCCUCGUACAGGUCGUACACUCAGAACAAGAUCAAGUACAUCCUUGAGCGGGCCUUUGUACCGAAUCUAUCCAAUUACAAAGUCUUCGUCGUGAACGAAAUGAUGGCCGACAUCAUACUGAUCGAGGGAACAGUGAUGGACUUUAAUUCCAGAUACAGGUACACCGGGACGUGCUACAUUCCGAGAGCCGUGCAAAAGCUGAUAUUACCACGGAGCAGCUACCUUAAGGUGAAUGAGCCCGUGGAGACCAAGUUGUUGGUAAUACCGGCCAAGGAUUACAACGAAUAUGAGAUUAUGUUGACAGAGGAGCAGAUCUCGGAGCUGGUGAGCGAAGACUCUAAGGAAUGCCUUCGGAAACUGAUUCAAUCAAAGAAGCUGCUGGUGACCUCGAAGAGUUCCGCAACUUCGAGACAGAUGAGGUCAAUAAUUGGCAGUUUAAAAAAGAAAAUGAUAAGCCACGAAUCCAUGGGUGGUAGUAAAAGCAUUUUAACGCGACUGGGUUCCCAAGUAUCCAAAACCGCUUCUGCAUAUAGAGACCGUUCGAUGGCGUCCAAUGUUUAAUAUUUGACUGUUGUCACGUGUUGUAUUCAUUAUUUACAAUAAACCGCUUUUUGCUAACUAAGAAACUGAAUUUGUUUUCACAAACUUACUAAGGUAAUACUGUAUUCGCUCUACUGGCAAAAUUACCUGUCUACAAGCUUUACAUUGAA
Messenger RNA from Zophobas morio, 4043 nucleotides. RefSeq names its product sodium/hydrogen exchanger 10-like. Gene Ontology annotation, biological process: regulation of intracellular pH; potassium ion transmembrane transport; sodium ion import across plasma membrane. Lineage: Eukaryota; Metazoa; Arthropoda; Insecta; Coleoptera; Tenebrionidae. Gene Ontology annotation, molecular function: potassium:proton antiporter activity; sodium:proton antiporter activity. Bases 76 to 3894 code for a protein of 1272 amino acids. The record is from RefSeq and is a predicted model, not a curated record. Gene Ontology annotation, cellular component: plasma membrane. The transcript is spliced from 11 exons.